Athalia rosae (coleseed sawfly) is the source of this 9094-nucleotide messenger RNA. RefSeq names its product protein unc-79 homolog (gene unc79). Lineage: Eukaryota; Metazoa; Arthropoda; Insecta; Hymenoptera; Athaliidae. The transcript is spliced from 47 exons. Gene Ontology annotation, molecular function: protein binding. Bases 406 to 8790 code for a protein of 2794 amino acids. The record is from RefSeq and is a predicted model, not a curated record.
GCGCUCAAAGUUUCGUAACGUCUGCUGUACGCUGUCAAAAAUGAUAAAGAAUUUUUGAUAUACAACGCGAAAUGUGACAGCAUCUGUUUCGCUCUGUACCUAGCCGUGUGUGUGAAACUACUGCGAAUAGUUGCAGAAAUUAAGAUGAAUAUAUUUCUGAAUAUAAUGAUGCUGGCCCGCUACGGCGAUGACCGCAGAUACGUGAACGAUGUCGGACCACGAAAUCAGUAAACACGCAAAGAUGACAUCUGAGCCAAGUAACCACUUCAAUUCGGAAUCUCUGAAUUUGCAAGAUCGAUACGUAGACACUGUGACUAUUACUCAACAUUCAAUUUCUAAUGACUUGGACGCAGUGAUAUAACUAUCGUUAAUAUAAGAGGAAUGUAAUUUCAUUCCAUCGAAAGAAUGGGGACUCGAUUUGCAGCUUAUACGUUGAAACUUUCAAGUCUUCAUGACUAUCACCAGAGACUGCUUCAUGCAAUUCAGCCAACUCCGUCUGGGUUUGACAUGACCAAUACUAUCAAAUAUUUUUCGCAAACAUUACUAUCUCUUCUAAAAGAUGUCCCUGAAUCUCCCUUGGAAAUGAUAAAAUCUCAGGAGUUUGAUUCACAACGAAUGGCAUUAUAUCCAAAUUUAGACUACAAACAGCUUUACAAUGCGUUGAUGCAGCUAAUGGAUGUUGUGCCUCUAGUCCACAUCGGUCUCCAUGCAUUUGGACAAGCAAUAUUACAAUGCUUGGGGUGCUUGUUGCCCUUUCUAGAACACGAUCUUAUAGACAAUUUGCCAUAUCUCACUGCUAGUGCUAUAUCAGUUCUGCCAGUGGAGUUACAUCAAGAAAUUGUAAACUACCUGUGUUUUUACAUUUUACCUUUUACAAUCACACGUAAAAUUGAAGAGGGACUAGAGAAUUAUGCCAGCCAAUCGGUUUCUGCUGUCAUUAUGAUGGUUUUUCAGUAUUCAAACAAUCCAGCACACCAUUGUCAAUUGCUAGAAUGUUUAAUGGCAUUGAAACCUGGGGUGGUAAAAGAUAUAUUAUGUGUUAUUGCCUAUGGUACAGCCCCUGCUCGAGCAUCUGCUGCAAAACUGUUGUUCUACUAUUGGCCAACAUUCAAUCCCAAUUUGUUUGACCGGCGCACUGUAUUGAUGAAAUUUGCAAAUGACUUGACUCCAUUCGUUUGCCAACGGGAUAUGUGUCCCAAUGCUGGUAAUGCUGAAGCUGGAAAAGUUUGUUAUGAUCAUUGUAUUUCAAUAACAUUUGCAACUGAUUCGCCUCCACCACUUUACCUGUGUAUAGAAUGUGCAAACGAAAUUCACCGUGAACAUCCUAAUCAAAUGUUCUAUGAUAUUCUUCAUCCCAUGCAACAAGUAUCGAUGGUCUGUGAAAAUAAGAAUUGUCGUGCAACCGAUAAAGCAGCCAUCAGCGUUUGCUUCUCCACCGAAUGUGCAAGCUACAAUGGGAAUCAUCCAAUACGAUACUGCCAACAGUGUCACAAUAUUAGACAUAACAAUCGCCGAGGUGGUGAUCACGUUUUUCACACUGCCUUGCCUCAUAUAUCGCAGAUGGAUUCACAGAUGCAAACGUACAUGGUCCAAGCUAUAGUCAGCCUGCUUAAGGAGGCUGAACCGCUAAGUAUGGAUAGUAACAAAGAUUCUUUGGAAAUUAAUACUAAUAAAGGAGGGACAGGGUUCUCAGGAACUGGAGUUGGCCAAGGUGCUGAUUCUGCGAGUUUGGAAGAGCGUCAACUUUUGGGUCGCUAUGGUGUAUGGCUACUUGUGGGACUCUGCACUCCAAACCAGGAGACUCCUGUCCAAAUUCUUGGUCGUUUAUUGUCGAUGCUAUUUCAUUGGUUUCAUGUUACUGCUUACUCCUUUGAUGGUACUAAAAAAAGUCUUAUGCAUCUUAUCUUUUCUGUUGAAUUAUUUUUAGGCCAAGCUGAGAGCACUUUGGAAAAAUUGAAAACUGACUAUGUUUGCGGGUGGUUGUCUGAAAUUGCAAAGACUCAUUAUGAAGUAUUUAUUUCUUGUCUCCUACCUCAUCCUACAGAUUAUGUAAGAGUAGGUGGACAUUGGGAGACGCUAGCAUCUCGAACAUCCCAUCUGAAAGAUGGUUUGAAUCGUCUAUUCUGUCUUGUACCUUAUGAAGUAAUUACACCUGACAUUUGGGACUAUGUAAUGCCACAUUGGAUGGAGGCCAUGGUGAAUGAUGUACCAGAAAAAGAACUUCAUGAACUCAAAAUUAUUCUUUGCAAAAUCUUGGACCCAGAUAUGAGCCCCCUUGGUUUUGAUGCUAAGAAGAUGUAUAAUUUUGUGGCUAAAAGAUUCCUCCACACAACAGCUAAAGUCCAGGAACAAGCCCUUAAUUGGUUGCAAAUUUUGACCAUGCUUGAAAUAAUGAUUCCGCUUUCUCAAUUAUUCUCAAUGUUUGGGGACGGUGUCAAAAUAAUGAAAGCAACAAUCCAAAGUGAUUCAGACAAAUGUAUCAGGUCCCCAAAAAGUUCAGACUUUACACACAGAAGUGCGAUAUCCCCGGUGGUUGAAGAUGACUCGGGCAACACAACUCCACUUUCUGAUGAUAUAAUACCAACACCACGACAUAUGGAAUUUACCACGGAUACUGAAUUAAAUCUGUCGUGUUGUAUACUCAUGCUUGAUGUGCUACUGAAACAGAUGGAACUUCAAGAUAUUGACAAACAUACAGGCAUCAACACUUGGGUCUGUCGAGAUGCUUGUGGUCUCAUGAAGUCUAUGGUAGCUGCAACCUGGAGUGGAAGUCACUCUUGUGCAGUAGACAGUGAAUGUACUUACUGUGAAUCUAGAGUCAUUUGGCACCAACUAUGUUUGCAAUUAGUGACAUACAUGGCACCUGAAAAUCCUGCACAUCCACCCGAUGCAAUUAUUGAUGAAACAGCAGAAGAUCAUGGGCGUAAAAGUCCGCCCGAAUCAGACAAAAAGUCCGACAGUAAGCCUGAUGUAGUCAUCAACAUGCCGGUACCAGAGCUACACUCUGUUGGAGGUGUUCUUGUGCAUAUGCCACACGUAUGUUCUUUCUUUAAACAGAUUAUGACAGCCACUGUAGAAACAGUCUCGGAGCAACUUGAUUUGACAGCUAUCAUUCCAGCUGAAAGAGUGAUGUCAGCAGUAGCUAGAGCUGUAACACUUUCUGAGACGGAUGUGGCUACUGCAACAGUUAGCAUUGCAAAGCCACAAAUUGUCGGUGAGAAUGACCAACCACUAAUGCUCAGUCCUGAAAAUGAAUUAGAUGAUUUUUGGCACACAUCAGUUGGAAAAUUUCGAUUUACAAUAGAAGAUUUGCCAGAACAACUUCAGUAUAUUCAUAAACUAUUGAAGGAAAUCAUAGGUGUUGACAAGCCUGAUAUAUUAUACUAUAUGCUACAAUGUUUGAACAUUAUGUGUCUUCAUGGAGAUGCUUUCAAUACUGCUGUUAAAGAUCAUCAAGGCUUUUUCAUAUGGUGUCAGGAAAAUUUGCUGAUUAAAAAUUUGUGGGAAUUAUGCAAUUCUGAACAUUCUCAUAUUGCCCAAGUGACAGUGCCACUGUUAUUGCAUUGCAUAACAUUACCUUGUGGAGCAGAUACGUUUUGGCACCUUAUCCAAGAAGAAUUUCAUAGUUCUGAUUGGCGUGUCAGAUUUGUUGCCGUCGAGCGUGUGACAUUGAUAGCCAGAUUUAUGGAUUCAACUCCGUUACGAAGUAUCCCAGGGCUGCAGGCAGCCCUAACAAAUGCAUUCUGCUAUUUAAUCACUAGCAUGGAUGACAGUAAUGUACACGUUGCGCAACGUGCAACAUUAUAUCUGGGUACAAUACACGAUACAGCUAUAAGGUCACUGAUCUUCUGUCUCGAGACACAAUUUGAUUCAGUUAUAGUCGACCGUCCCAUGGUUCUUCAAUCUCUUUAUCAAUUGCAUAACAGCCUCAGUGACAGACGUAUUCUCACAUGGGAGUUCUUUCUUAAUCGCUUUGAUUCAUUGUAUUUAGAGGCACAGAUCAAUUUGGAGAAGGCUGGAGAUAUAGCUUACCUGCGUGAUCUUCGGAAUACUGAUUUAAAUAGUGAAAUAUUUAUCCGAAAAUUACAUCGAGCUCAUGAAGCACUCUCACUGUCUGAUGGUAGCAGUGCAAGUUUGGUGAAAACUUUGAGUGCAAGCUUUGGAACAAAAUGGCCAUACAAGCGUACAAUGUCUGCACCUGCCUCUACCAUUCCACGUCAGGAUACCAAACAAGAGAAAGAAAAAGUGUACAGCCGGCAGUACUCAGCUCCAAUCUUAAAGCGCAAGAGCUCCAGGUUUGGAUUGGGUCAGUUGCUGGGGUCCACCCCAACUAAUAACAGUAUCCCAGACGGUCACAUUCAUUCUCUGAACGUGGCUGAGGAAGGCAGCAACUUACCUGGAUUUAUUCAUAAGGUCAUUGACCUUGAAGAAUCUGAUAAAGAAACAAUGCAUUUGCUCGUAUUUCUCCUCAUGCAGUUCCUUUCGAGAGCAGACCAGGCUUAUCCUACGGAUGAAAAGCCAUUAUGUAAAACACAAGGAAUUAUCUUGCGCCAUCUUUACCUUCUUCUGGGAUACAAUCAAACAGACAGAACAUUUCAUACAUCUCCUCAACGUCUCAGAGUGUCUCCUGUAUUCAAUGUCUUUAUUGCAAAUCUACCGCAACUUCUGGAUCAAAAUCAUAUAAUGGGGUGGAUGAUGGUUCCCCCUGUUCUUGCUAUACUGCAGCAUUGUCCCUGUCCUCCACAGGGUGUACCAGUUGUUGAUCAUCAGCCUCCAACUUAUAGCCUUUGGUAUCUGGAACCUCAUAUUAGGAGGACCUGGCUGAUGUCUCUUCUGGUGCUCUUAUACAAGUAUCAAUAUGGGCAACAACCAUGGUGCAACCAAUUGCAGUCUUUGAUUAAAAUUGUUCUCAAUACAUUGGAUACUCAACAUCAUCAGUGUAGGAGAAUUCCUGCCACUGUUGUUAUGGGUGGACCUCCAUCGAGAUCACGAGAUGUUUCUCAACCAUCUCUUGGAGCAGACCAUGAAUUGGCAAUUGGGUGUAGUGGGGAAGUUGACCGCGAAAGUCCACCUGCAAAAGUUUCGUCCACUAUUAUUUCCAUGCACCAACGUAGUCCAGGAACUAAUCAUGCUCAAUCGCAUGCUAUGGAGACUCAUUGGGAAGAAGCUGCCCCUUGUUUGUAUCAGAAUAAACACUCCAGUUACUCUAUAAAUGCUGAUGAUACAGAAUCAGAGUUGGCUGCUAUACCAGAGAGCCCCAAAUCAGAUUGUACACUUCAUGGUAGCAGUAGUGGCUCUCUUGGAGAGAUGGAGGAGAAUUCCGGUAUAAUGGGAAGAAAUAUUGCAACUACGAGUAAAACAGUUAUACAUUCUACAGAUAUCAAAAGUCUGAAUGCUACAGAGAAAAACAAAUCACUAGAGUCACAAAGUGGGCAUCAGAAUAAACAAGAGGGACCCAUUCGCAGGCCAAUGUGGUUCCUAGGCAGUGAGGACGAUGCUUUACAGGUGAAUAACAGUCUGUUGAACAAAAAAUGGGGGGUACAUGAAGGUGUUAAAAUGAUGGUCACAUCUUCGUUUCUAUCUGGGCAACAACAUUCCCAGAAAUCUGCAAUACCACCAGUUUCCACAGCUAAGCCACCAACUGUAACACAAUCUGGUCCAAAUGGUAGUGUUGUGAUCAAACCCACAUCCGGAUUAGCAAGUGCCAUAGCUGUAGCUACUGGAGUACCUAAUAUUGGUGUAGCUAAAACUAUACCUAUGAAUUCCCACAGAUCUGAAGAAUUGCCGAAAGAAAAAGUCUCUGUGACAACACAGGAGCAGUUAACACUUGUUUCGCCUUUGCCGAAACAAUUUGGCCGCCAAAAGCACGUUGAACAAUCAACACCCUUGACAUCUCCUGUUUCGAUAUGCCAAGUAACCACUAGUGGUAGUCAACAAGUCAGUAGUGAUCACUCUAGUUCGCCUGUAUUUAGCUCAAUGUCAUCGCAGCUUACUAGCACGGAAAAUGGGGAUCUUGUUACACCACGAUGGCAGGUACCCUCGACGCAACAUCAAAUCAUAACGCCUACUGUGGAAAGAUUACUUCCUAUUGGAACUGUUGCGCGGCAACGUCCAACCCACCGAGUACUUAUGUGCGAAGAUACCUAUGGGUCACCAGAGUCUCCAUUGUCCAAAAUGGAUAUCUUAACAGUAGGAUCUUCAAUUGACCAAGAUAGUGAGACGUGCGUUUCAAGUGAUGUGACAACACCACGCAGUAUUUCUCAGUUGGACUUCCCUUUGCCAGAGCGCCUACUACCUGUUGGACCACAACGGGACUCGAUUUCUGGCCUAAUAGAACGUGUUUGGCAAGCUCUUGGUGUACCAGCAGCUGAUGGUACGCUUCAACAAGACGGCGAGAGAAACUUGGUUGAGAAGAAGAGUCCUUGUUUCACUCAGCAUUCUAAACGAGAAAACUUCGCAUCUGAUAAUAGGACAGCAUCAGCCUCAGUGUUGACUCCAACCGUGAAUGAUACUCAUUCAAGAUCACCAAGUCCAAGAAAACUAAUGAAGCAAGUAGCUUUGGAAUCACCACCACCUGUUAUAGAGGAAUCUUUCUUUCGUUCUUCGGAAUAUGACCGCAAAACAAAAAUGGAAGAUUUAUUACGUAGUCAACGCGAAAAAAUGCGCAAAACACCUUUCAACAUGACUCAACAUUCAAUUGGAAAUAUCCGUCGACCAGAAUCUUGGCCUGGACCUCAGACACAAGCUAAUCUGGAUCCAUUGACCCAGCAAGCAUAUCAUGCUGAUUUCAAUUUGAAACAAAGUUUAUUUCGAAUAGGGGACGAUUGUGUAUAUGAUAGGUGUUCUGAAUGCGGAACUAUAAAAGAAGAAUACAGUGACGAAGAAUUGGGUCUUUGUAUUAUCACCUUGGGAACUUUCAUUCACAGAGAGCCAUCGUUAGCAGCUCCACUUCUUCCAGAAAUUCUGAGUGUGGUUGCUAAAGUGGCUUUAAAUGCCAUGUAUCCAUGGCAAAAUGAGACUAACAUGCAUUUACCUGGGGGAGCAGUAAGUGUAGCUCAUCAGUUUCUUCGAUGUGUUUUACACCAGUUAGCUCCAAAUGGCGUUUUUGUACAAAUGUUUCAAACACAUACUAAUGAGGCAACCAGAAUGCAGUUUUUCAAAAGUGUAGCACAAGCCCUGAUAGAUUUCAAUGAAUUAAAUCCAAUUGCUCCGCUACAGCUCUUGUUAGAGACUUUGAACACAAAGAAAACACUGCCACUAGAACGUCUACCUACAAUAUUGCGAAACGUUGCAUGCUAUCUUGAUUGUCUGCCUCUCGAAGCAGGCUUAGGACCUGGCGCAGCUACUUGGGGUGGUCUCUUAUCUCAAAUUGAUGGGCUAUUUCGAAGGCUUGUGUUGCUACUCAAUUCAAUUGAGGAUAUAAUUCCCUUGUUGAGAAUCAUGAUUUCAGUACUUAAAGUUCCCGGAAUUCCACAGUUCAAGAGUAUGCUGGACCCGUUUUCAAAAGUGCUCAGUUAUGCUAUACAGAAUUCAAUACUUAGGUACAACUAUUUGACAGAUCUCUGCUAUUUAUGUCAUCGUGGAUUCACGCGAGAUCGAGACAAACAUUUUUUGAGUAGAACUAUUGUUUUUGAGUUAGUCCAAGCAAUCAAAUUCAAGACAACGCUUCCUGACUCGAACUUUUUAUUGUUGAUUCAUUUUAUACUCCAGGAUGUAGGAGGUAUGCUACCCAUGAAUGUUGCAGUGGAAGAUGUUCAAACUGAUGUAUCACCAAUAUAUAACACAAAUGCAUCAGAAUCCUUGCGUAGCCAGCUCUCUGAUGUUUUGGAUUUUUUAGCAGACUUUCACACACUCAGUAAAGUGAAGAGUUAUGGUAAAGGUCUGCAAGCAGGAUUAAAUGAAGAUACCUUGGGUGGUAUGCUAAAGUGCGGGUUAGCACAGUACUUGGCUUUAGAAAUUACUAGGGGCAAUAGUCGAGACAACAGAGCGGUAGCAAGAUAUUUACCUUGGCUUUACAGUGCGCCAUCAACUCUCCAACAAGGGUCUCGUGAAUUUGUCGACUGUAUUGGCCACAUACGGCUUUUAUCCUGGCUUUUAUUGGGAUCACUGACACACGUUGCACUUCAUGGUAACAGUAAUACAUGGUCUGGAAAUCCCCAUAUACAUGGACCACCAACUCCGUUAGCACAACCUAUACCCCAGGAGGUUUCAUGUCACAUUGCAGAUCAUGUCCAAGUUAUAUUAUCUGGCUUUCCAGAACAAUCAAAGACUUCAGUGUUACACAUGUCAUCUCUUUUUCAUACUUUCAUUCUCUGUCAGCUUUGGACUGUUUACCUGGAGGAAGUAUCUAAACACAAUUCGACCAGUAGUGAAACCCACAAUGUGACAAUGAGUAUUUUAUUAGACUUUUGGGGCAAGGUGACACCCUGUGUUCUCCAGCUUGUGGCACACUCUAAAGUGCUUGCUGAAAUGGUGAACUUACACUUUUUAAGUCUACUAGAGGCACUGUUGGAAUGUCAAUCUACCCUAUUGAGCAAACUGUUGCCUCUCUGGAGUCCUAUUUUAUUUGCUCACCAUAUUCAGUUACCAGGUCAACUACAAAUGCGUCUACAGAACUGUCGCAAUUUUCCACCAUUUAAUACACCUGAGAAUGUAGGUAAACUGGGUGGUACUGCAAUGGAGCAACGUGAUUCCAAUAUGGUUUUAUUACGAUGGCUCAACCGUUUGCAAUUCAAAAUGGGCCAAAUUGAGCUACAAUCCUCUACUGCAACCCAAUUUUACUCCAUUUGAUUGAGUUGUUGUAGAAAUAUAAUAAUCUUUGUAUCGCAUCAUAGUCAUGUUAUUUCAUGAGCUCCAACAAGUUUGAAAUAUAGUUCUUCCUAGGAAAGAAAUUACAUCGAAGUACAGGUUUUACAACUCACCAAGUAAUUGAUGACUAUUAUCAAUCUGACCCUCCUUCAGGACCUCGGCAUCAUGAUAAAAAACAUGUUCCAAGUAGUGUAGACAAAUAAAUUGUUCAUCAGCUUCUGUUUUAUCACUUUGGUGGAUAAUUCAGAUCAAUGAAAAAUUCGGAAUAAAAAAUUACUUGAAAAUA